This is a messenger RNA of Cottoperca gobio, 2367 nucleotides long. Its product is annotated as glutathione hydrolase-like YwrD proenzyme. The transcript has 12 exons. Gene Ontology annotation, biological process: glutathione catabolic process. Bases 100 to 1803 code for a protein of 567 amino acids. Lineage: Eukaryota; Metazoa; Chordata; Actinopteri; Perciformes; Bovichtidae. The record is from RefSeq and is a predicted model, not a curated record. Gene Ontology annotation, molecular function: glutathione gamma-glutamate hydrolase.
CACUCGAUACCCGAGUAACCGAUCAGAAGUUGUAAAUUGUAAUUUUUGUCCCGUUAGGUUGCCCUGCUGUUAGCAAAAGUCGCUGGUAGUUAAAGCGGGAUGGAUACCGACUUAACCUUCUCCUCUCGUCGGUCUCCUGUGGUGUGUUUACACGGCUGUGUGGCGUCCAGCCAGCCGCUGGCGUCCUGUGUAGGACUCGACAUCCUGAAGCGUGGUGGUAAUGCAGCAGAUGCUGCGGUUGCCAUAGCAGCAGCGCUGGCAGUAACAGAGCCGUGCAGCACCGGUCCUGGUGGAGACGCCUUCUGCUUGUUCUACAACGGAGAAACUGGAGAGAUUGGAGGAAUUAACGGCAGUGGUCGUUCGCCCAGGGCGCAGACCCUCGACUUCCUGGAAGGACGUGGUUACACUGCGGAGGCCCCUCCUUCACCUUUUGAUGCCUUGAAUGUCACAGUACCAGGGGCCCCUGCAUGCUGGUGCGAUACCGUACAGCUGUUUGGUAGUCACAAGCUGUCCUUGCAGGAGGUGCUGACCAGAGCAGCGGAGCUCGCAGAUGUGGGGUUUCCUGUUGCCGAGGUAACAGCUUACCACUGGGCGAAAUGGGUGUCUGCUCUGAGAGAUGCUGGGAAGGAACUAGGUGGAGACCUGCUGAUUGAUGGUCAUGCACCCAAAUGUGGACAAGUAUUCAGAAACCCUAUCCUGGCCCAGACCCUGAAGGACCUUGGUGAGCGUGGCAAACCGGCUUUCUACCAGGGCAGAGUGGCCCAAGCCAUUGUCGAUAUCAUCAACCAAAACGGAGGGGUCAUGACCCUGGAUGAUCUCAGCAGCCAUGACAGUGAGGUCGUCACACCCAUAAGCACAGAAUACAAGGGUGUGCGUCUGUGGGAGCCUCCCCCAAACAGUCAAGGAUUGGCUGCCCUGCUGCUGCUCAAUAUCCUGGAGAACUUCCCUCUCAAAGCUGCAGGCCAUAACAGCUCUGACUACAUCCAUGUACUGGUGGAGGCUCUGCGCUUGUCACUAACGGACGCUGUGCGUUACCUGGGCGACCCUGACCAUGUGACAAUCCCUCUGGAAACCUUACUGGACAAGAGCUACAGCCACCAGCGAGCGCAGCGCAUCAGCACGGACAGGGCCAUGGAACAAGUGGAGCCUGGCUUGACGACAGGAAGUGACACAGUCUAUUUCUGUGUGAUUGACAGUCAGGGCAACGCCUGUUCGUUUGUCAACAGCACAUAUAUGGGUUUUGGCAGUGGGCUGGUCCCGAAGGAUUGUGGAUUCUCACUACAGAAUCGCGGUGCCAGCUUUUCUCUGCGUCGUGACCAUAUUAACUGUGUGGCUGGGGGGAAGCGGCCAUAUCACACCAUAAUACCUGCACUUCUCACUGACUCUGCAAUCAAAUCAGGAAAAACACGACUCCUUGCUGCACUGGGGGUGAUGGGGGCUUUGAUGCAACCACAAGGACACGUCCAGGUGUUGUUGAACAUGUUGGAGUUUGGGAUGAAUCCUCAACAAGCUCUGGACGCACCGAGAGUCUAUGUACAGUCUGACCACACAGCUAUGCCCUCUGAUCAGUGGACGGUUCAUCUGGAGGAGGGGAUCGGCCAGGAGAUAGCCGAGGAGCUGAGAAGACGGGGCCACAAAGUCAGCUGGCCGAUCACAGGUCACCAGAGGUCUCAGUUUGGGCGGGGACAGAUCAUCACAGUGGGGGAUUGGUGGAACCCAUCUGUCAAUCAAGCUGAUCCUCCGUCCAGGGUGCUGUGGGCGGGAUCAGACCCCAGAGCAGACGGAUGUGCUCAGGGAUACUAGACAUGCAGGACCUCCUCUCCUCUUCCCUGUAGAUGUUAUUUUCAGAUAAAUCAUUGAUUUAUAACUAUCGCAUAGCACAGCUUCAUAGCAAAACACAAUACGCAUUCAUAAAGUGUCUUUAUCCUCUUAAGUUCAAGCUACAUUUAUAAGCUAGUGGACUGUUUUGUUUGCACUUAAAUAUAGAAGAACAAAUCGGAAAACAAAUCUUUGUGUUACAUUACAUGACAUACCAAAGAUGCCCUUCCCCGUCUUUUGGUUGAGAUAAUGAUCUGUUUCAAUGUCUUUAAUUAGUUGCGGAUGGACUAGAAAUGACAACAAUAUCAUUAUAUAACCCUCCUUCCCCAACAAAUGAUAGUUACAUAUGUUCUCUGGUUGACAUUUAGAUAAUGUACUAAUGUGAUGUGAAUCAGUGUUAUAUCUCCAUUCAAGUUAGUUUUGCAUCAUUGUUCUACUUUUUUACUGAUUUAACAGUCUGUAUUUCAAAUGAUCUGUUUAAUAUUCUAAAUAUAUUCAUGAUUUUGUAAAUUUUUACAAAUAUUAAAUAAAUGUAAUUUAUUUUCAAUG